This is a messenger RNA of Trichoderma breve, 1893 nucleotides long. RefSeq names its product protein kinase domain-containing protein. The record is from RefSeq and is a predicted model, not a curated record. Gene Ontology annotation, biological process: protein phosphorylation. Lineage: Eukaryota; Fungi; Ascomycota; Sordariomycetes; Hypocreales; Hypocreaceae. Gene Ontology annotation, molecular function: protein serine/threonine kinase activity; ATP binding. Bases 1 to 1893 code for a protein of 630 amino acids. The transcript is spliced from 4 exons.
AUGUCUUGGAACCUGACCAAAAAGCUCAAAGAAACCCACUUGGGCUUCUCGAAAUCAUCGACACCCUCUACCAAGGACAAAGACAAGGCCAAGGAUAAGAGUGGUGCCACCACCCCGUCUGACGUCAACAGCAUCGCCGAUGCGAGAGCCUCCGAGGACCUCACACAGGCGCCCGUAAUAAAGCCCGCGAAACCUGGCAUCCUCGUCCUCACCCUCUACGAAGCCCGCGGCCUCUCCCUCCCCGAAGAAUAUCAAGAUGCCCUGUCAGCGGGCCACUCGACCGGCGCCCACUCUGCCGGAGAUGCGCUGAGUGGCUCUACGCGCACGGGGGCAUCUACUCGAAACGCCUCUGCCUUUUCUGGCAGCCUCGACAGGCCGCAGACGUCCUCCGGGUCGGGCUUCAAGGGCAUCCCGACCAACCACGGCCGUGUGUCGGGCAAGUACAUGCCGUACGCUCUGGUGGAUUUCGACAAGAACCAGGUCUUCAUCAACUCUGUUGAUGGAAACCCCGAGAACCCUGUCUGGGCUGGUUCCAAUACCCAGUACAAGUUUGACGUGUCCCGUGUUGGCGAAUUGACCGUCCAGCUCUUCAUGAGAAACCCGGCGGCUGCUGCAGGCACAGGCAGGACCCAGGACAUUUUCUUGGGAGCCGUCCGCGUGAAUCCCAGAUUUGAAGCCGUUCCCGAUGCCGCGCAAGCGGGCAAAAAGGGCCAGGCCGAGAAACCGCAGCAGGGUCAGGCCUUUAGCGGGCUGGGCUGGUUUGACUUACAAAAUGGAACAGGUAAACUUCAGAUUGGCGUUAAUUUCGUCGAAAACCGCGUCGGCAAGCUCACCAUCGACGACUUUGAUCUCCUCACUCUGGUUGGCAAGGGUAGCUUUGGAAAGGUCAUGCAGGUUCGGAAGAAGGACACCGGCCGCAUCUACGCCAUCAAGACGAUCCGAAAGGCUAAAAUCAUCACUCGGUCCGAAGUGACGCACACGCUCGCGGAACGUUCCGUGCUCGCCCAAAUCAACAACCCGUUCAUCGUUCCGUUAAAGUUCAGCUUCCAGUCUCCCGAAAAGCUCUACUUCGUGCUGGCCUUUGUCAACGGCGGAGAGUUAUUCUUCCAUCUAUCUAAAGAAGGACGCUUCGACAUUAACCGCUCCCGCUUCUACACAGCAGAACUGCUCUGCGCGCUUGAGUGUCUGCACGGCUUCAACGUCAUCUAUCGAGAUUUAAAGCCCGAAAACAUCCUCCUCGAUUACCAGGGCCACAUUGCUCUUUGUGACUUUGGGCUCUGCAAGUUAGAGAUGAAGGAUGAGGAUUCCACUAAUACCUUUGUCGGAACCCCCGAAUACCUAGCACCAGAGCUGCUCAAAGGCGAGGGCUACGGCAAGACAGUCGACUGGUGGACGCUAGGCGUGCUGCUGUACGAGAUGUUAACGGGUCUGCCGCCGUUCUAUGACGAGAACACAAACGAAAUGUAUCGCAAGAUUCUAACGGCCCCUCUCAACUUCCCCGGCUACGAUGUCGUGCCCCCCGCGGCCAGAGACCUCCUGACAAAGCUCCUGGAUCGCAACCCGAACAAGAGAUUGGGAGUCAACGGGUCUACCGAGAUCAAGUCGCACCCGUUUUUCCACGGCAUCGACUGGAAGAAGCUUCUGCAGCGCAAAUACGAACCGACGUUCAAACCCAACGUGGCCAGUGCUUCCGACGUCAGCAACGUCGACGAAAUCUUCAAAAACGAGCCCGCCCAAGACUCCGUGCCCGACGACUUUGUGUUGUCAAAGACGAUGCAGGACCAGUUUGUCAACUUUAGCUACAACAGACCAGUCGCGGGACUAGACGACGCAGGAGGCAGUAUUAAGGAUCCGUCCUUCCUAGAGGCCUCUGAGACGCGGGGACGGAGGUAA